AUGCCAGAGCUGUCUUUGUCGGUUGUCCCCUUCGAUGACCUGAACGUUAUCCAACAGUUCAUAGAGAAGGGACAAAAGCCGCAGCCGGCGCCUACACCUAGUGUCGCUACCAAACUCAAAGAUGCAGUUUUCCACAUUCCAGGUGUGCUGAGGUUUUUACCAGCGCCUGACCCUCAAAAAGAGUUGGAACAAGAGUUGUUGGCCCAGCGGAAAGCUGCGUCAAGCUUUCCUGAGUGGUAUAGCACACUGUUAAAAUUAGACGAGCUCCAGGGCAAAAAUGAAUGGAAGUUCACGGAAGAGCUGGACUUGUACGACAACGAACUUGUCCGUCGCCAUCUCGAAGACAUGAGAGCAGCUCGGGAACUGGGAAAUACCAAAUACCUCUUGUAUCUUAUCAGAACCCGAUGGGUACGUAAUUUGGGGAAUAUGGGGAGCAUUGCAUUAUACAGACAUCUGUUUGUCGGCACUAAAGUGUUGAUUGAGGAGUACAUCUCCGAGUGUCAGCGGUGUCUUGAGUACUUGUUGUCAAGUGGUGCCUCACAGGGAGACCUUGACGAUCGUUAUUUGCUUGGUAUGCUCGUACAAACACGCAAAAACAUUGGUCGUACUGCUUUGGUGCUUUCUGGUGGUCUGACAUUUGGCAUUUUUCAUUUGGGAGUAUUGUUGGCGUUGACCGAAGCUAAUUUGCUUCCUCGCAUCAUUUCGGGGUCGUCGGCGGGGUCAAUUAUGGCUCUGAUUCUUUGUUGUCAUGAUCAAGCUGACACCAUCGAAAUGCUUAAAAACAUCACCCUGUAUCGCUUUGAUAUUUUUGGAGACCUGAGUCACCCAAAUCCUGAAGAUUCCAAACUUCGGAAUUUACUCAAUAUUGUAUCUCACUUUCUCAAAUACGGUACCUUUUUCGAUACACUGGGACUUAAGCAAACCAUGAUUCAUUUUGUUGGUGACCUUACCUUCAGAGAAGCCUAUAACCGUACCGGCAAAAUUCUCAACAUCUCUGUCACUCCUGGUCUGAUUCACGAACAACUGACAUUGCUCAAUUAUUUGACGGCCCCAAACUGUUUGGUCUGGCUGGUGGUCUGUGCGCUGUGCCUGCUUCCAGGGGUGUUCCCACUGACUACAAUUUACGAGAAGAACCUCAAAACUGGUGAGAUUCAAGAAUGGAACAACGAUUUACUGUCGAAAUACGUUGAUGGCUCCGUUGAUAACGAUUUACCUAUCUCGAGACUUUCAGAAAUGUUCAAUGUGGAUCACAUCAUUGCUGUACAGGUCAAUCCUCAUGUAGCCCCUGUGCUUAAUUUGAGUGUCAGUUCUGUCGGGGGUGAAAUUGAAAACGAAACUCUGUACAAGUUGAAACGAUUCCUCAAUAACGCUUAUGAUUUCGUUGCCCUGGAGGCAAUCCAUUACUUUCAAGUGCUCAGCGAGUUGGACAUUUAUAAGAAUUUGUCUAACAAGGCGAUUGCCGUGUUAUCUCAGCAGUACAUUGGGGACAUUACUAUAUUCCCCGAAUUCAAACCAAAUGAUUUUGCUCAAGUGUUCACCAACCCAACUCCCGAGUUCAUGAUUGACUUCAUCAUUCGUGGUGCUAAGGCGGCUUGGCCUAAGCUUACGGUGAUUAACAAUCACUGUAGCGUUGAAUUUGCACUCGACAAAGCCAUUAUUGAGUUAAGAGGUCGCAUCAUCACGCUGGCUCUGAGGCUUCUCAUGGCUCCAGUUGAUCUGCCCACACACCCACACCAUCGGCAUAGUAGAUCGACUCAGGGUAUCAGGGGAAUUUCGAAGAACAAACUGUACCAAAGCUUGCUGGCUGAAGGUGGAAAUGUGGCUGCUCGUGAUGAUAUUGAAGUUCAGGAUAAGCCCAGCGUGGUUCGUCGUAACACAACGCUGCUGCUUUCCACCAGAAAACGUUCCCGCUCUCAACAACCGAACAAAGGUUCGAUAGUGUCCAACUCACUUAGGUCCAGUCCUCUGAAAUUUCGCAAUGGUUCGUCCAUGACCAAUUUGGCCCGAGAGCUCCUGAGAACAGCGUACGGGGAAGCUGAUGACGGAUACGAAGAGUAUGAGCCACCACGGCUGAUGCGUCAUAGUCGAAGUCUGAGUUCGAUGCUGAAACUUGCAGACCGCCUUCGAAGUAACUCUCCUCACCGUACCACACAAAGGAUCCCAUAUCUUCACAAUCCCUAUUACGAGAAACUGGAAAAGACUUUCCGUUUGCAUCUGGAUUUGCCUCUGCCGCAAGGGUUGAUGACCAUGCCUAGUUCAACACGGUUAAAGAAUCUGUACAUUGGUCUCAAUCGUCUUAAGGAUGGACUGCCCCUGCCACACCCAGUACAAGAUCAGGAGGCAUUCCCACGGGGCCAAAGCGGGUUGAAGCUACCUGCCAAUCGGCAUUCAUUUCAUGACAUGCUACUUGCUUCGGAUGAUGAUACCCUGAUUCAACCGUAUGUGGGCGAGCAAGGCGUGAAUGGUGGUUAUGAUUUCUACGGUCUGGUAGAUAUGUCGCAAGAGCCCUCCAAAAACUUGCGGUUCAAAGAACUGGCCGACACCGAUUCUACCUCAAGCACUGACUGUGUUCAAACGAAGGAUGGAGACGGCGAAACGACAGGCGAAGACACUACCGUGGGUGAUGAGGACGAAGAAAAGGAAGAGGAGGACGAUUUUGACGAUUCAGGAGAAGAGGUGGGCGACAUUUCUGAGUCAGAUAUACCUCGUCGAGUCAUGAUUUAA
Molecule: messenger RNA, 2724 nt
Organism: Diutina rugosa
Lineage: Eukaryota; Fungi; Ascomycota; Pichiomycetes; Serinales; Debaryomycetaceae
Exons: 1
Coding region: 1-2724 (907 amino acids)
Biological process (GO): lipid metabolic process
Molecular function (GO): triacylglycerol lipase activity
Source: RefSeq, a predicted model, not a curated record